Messenger RNA from Oncorhynchus gorbuscha (pink salmon), 433 nucleotides. Its product is annotated as gibberellin-regulated protein 14-like. The record is from RefSeq and is a predicted model, not a curated record. The annotation marks the transcript as partial. Lineage: Eukaryota; Metazoa; Chordata; Actinopteri; Salmoniformes; Salmonidae. The transcript has a single exon.
AUGAACAACCCCCCCCAGUACACCCCCCAGUACAACCCCCAGUACAACCCCCCAGUACAACCCCCCAGUACAACCCCCCAGUACAACCCCCCCCAGUACAACCCCCCAGUACAACCCCCUGUACAACCCCCCAGUACAACCCACCCCCCAGUACAACCCCCCCAGUACAACCCUCCCAGUAAACCCCCCCCAGUACAACCCCCCAGUACAACCCCCCCCAGUACAACCCCCCAGUACAACCCCCCAGUACAACCCCCCCAGUACACCCCCCAGUACAACCCCCAGUAUACAACCCCCCAGUACAACCCACCCCCAGUACAACCCCCCCAGUACAACCCACCCCCAGUACAACCCCCCAGUACAAACCGCCCCCAGUACAACCCCCCGUACAACCCCCUCCCCCAGUACAACCCCCCAGUACAAACCGCCCCCA